Molecule: messenger RNA, 465 nt
Organism: Ambispora gerdemannii
Lineage: Eukaryota; Fungi; Glomeromycota; Glomeromycetes; Archaeosporales; Ambisporaceae
Source: the annotation of a GenBank genome assembly
UCACCAUAUGAAUUUAAGCUCCUCUAUCGUGGCAGUCGAGAUGGUUUCGCAGCCUCAAAAUUCCAUGAGCUUUGUGGUUCUCGAAGUCAGACGGUAGUGGUCGUCAAGAUAAACCAAACUGAAAGAAUUAUCGGCGGUUAUAACCCUAGCACUUGGGGAGGUGGAAGUGUUUAUAACAGACAAAUGUAUUUUAUAAGUGUCCCCGAUGCUUUUAUCUUUUCUAUCAGUGAUGGAAACGUAAAGUUUUCACGCAGUAUUUCAGGAAAUCAAAUUGCAUAUAAUCCUUAUCAAAUUACUUACGGCCCAUAUUUUUAUAAUGAUCUAUGCAUCAGCGACCAAUGCGAUCAAAAUACUUCGAGUUGGUAUCGUCCUGGUUGCUUUAACACGCCGAAUAAUAAUAUAUGGGAUGAUAAUAAUGCUAUCAAAUAUUUCCAAGUAGAUGAAUUUGAAGUAUUUUGUAUUUAA